UCAUUCUCCCAAAUGUCCCCCAACUUUACUGGGCUGAGGGCAAAGCCAGAGGCUGGGAACCUCAAUGCAGCUGGCAGAAAUCCAGUUACUUGAGUCAUCACUGUUGCCUCCCAGGGUCUGCCUUAGGAACUAGAGAUGGGUAUUGAAUAUAGUAACUCAAAUAUGGAAUGUGGACAUCCUAACUAGCAAUUUAAUCUUAAUAAAGCUAUAUGCCUUCCCCUGUUUUUGUUUUCUAAAUUAUGUGUGUGUAUUUUUUUUUUAAGAUUUAUUUAUUUAUUUGAAAGGUAGAGCUACAGAGAAGCAGAGAGAGAGAGAGAGAGAGAGAGAGAGUCUUCCAUCCGCUGGGUCACUUCCCAAAUGGCCGUAACGGCUGGAACUGAGCCGAUCUGAAGCCAGGAACCAGGAGCUUCUUCUGGGUCUCCCACAAGGGUGCAGGGGUCCAAGGACUUGGGUCCUUUUCUACUGCUUUCCCAGGCCACAACAGAGAGCUGGAUCAGAAGUGGAGCAGCCAGGUCUCGAACCAGUGCUCGUACAGGAUGCCAGCAUGGCAGGCAGUGGCUCUGCCAUGCCACAGCGCUGGCCUCUGUAUUAUGUGUUUUAAAAGAUUUUAAAAGAAUAAUACAAUGAACAUCCUAGUAUCCACUAUCCAGCAAAUUAAACGCCAUGAAAUCAUUUGAAGGUCUCUGGGUUCCGCCUUAUUGAUUGCAAAUCCCUGGACAUCCUUCAAGGGUAACCACUAAUGAAUUUGAUGUUCUCUGACUCAUAUACUCUUUAGAUAGCCUGUUACCACAUAAGAAACUUAUCAUAGCUGAGGUAAAAAUAUUGCAGUGGUCCUGUGGAAGGCUAAGGUGAGAAAGGUUCUCUCAGAUUUUUACUGUUACUGUUGAAAAAGCCCAGUUCAUCAUCUUAUCAGAGAUAGACUCUGAUACAAAGAUUAUUGUAUGUGCUGUACCAAUAAGUGGACAACUGUAGCAGAGUAAAUGUUUUCUUAAAGGUAGUAGAACUAUUAAGUUUGUAGCACUAGGCUAUAACUGUGUACAGUGCAUUUAGAUGCCUUGGCUGAUUUAGAUGUGUAGGCAGAACAAAUAGAAUAGGAAAAAUAUAGAGACCCUACAUUCCUGGUUCAGGAAAAUGGGUUGUGAAUUCUGAAAGAAGGGGUGAUUCUGGUACGAUUUGACUGUAGGCAAGGAACUAUUGAGACAAACAACACAAUGUGUCCAGGGUGGUGGUGAAAGACCUGACCUCCAUUAGAGCUGAAACUGAAGUCCUGCUCAGCAGCAGCCAGGGCCACUGCUGUCUGAAUUCAGUGGCUAUGUGAAGUGUCUAGAGCAGGAAAUGAUUUCAGGGCCCUAGGCGUGGAGAGGGAAGGGCUUGUUUUAGCUCUGGCCGAAGGUUUGCACAGUUGUGGGUGUCACUUUAAACAUACAAAGACCUGCUUGGUGGAGGAGGAGCAGCUUCUUCAGGAUCAGGUGCGCAUCUGAAGGGAUGAGCUCAUCCUUCUAACCAGACCUGCCCUAGACGCUGAAUGAGUGUUUUUCUAAUUGCAAGUCCCGCAGCUGGGAGAAGCAGGAAGUGAUUGAAGCUUCAGGCACUUUCUCUCUGGCACGGCUUGCUAUUCUAGUCUCAGAAGAAAGGAGGAGAAGAAACUUUCUGGAGAUCUGGACGGGACGAUAGAAGUUGGGGCACAUUAUGAAGAAGAACAUCAACAAAAACUCCAGAUAAUCUAAACCAACUUUUUGGCUUUGUGGAAUCUUUGUCAGUUGCUUAGAACUUGAAUUUUUAUUUCAGAGAAUGUUGGGACAAGACCACAGAGAACAAGGAGAGUUAUGUUGGAUUCCUGCUUAUCUGUGUGCCUCACCUUCUAGUUGGAAAAGUCUUCAUUCCACAAGAAGCAUUGUAAACAAGCCUGAAGAACAAGUCUUACUCUGAUCCUGGAUACCGCUGGAGUUGAGGAUUACAUCCAAUGCACCAGGGCUUUUGGAGGCAGUUGAAGAAAAAUUGAAGAAAUCUAUACUUGGGAUUUCUCUGUUUGCAUUAAUCCUGUGCCAUGUGACAUUGUUUGGAGCAAGUGAGGGCUGGUUCUCUCAUCUGGAUCUGAGAGGAUACCUGAGCCCCUUGAGUUUCAUGUGUGAUGCUUGGAAAGUUGUAAACUCAAAAUCUUUCAUGAUAAAUUCACUAAAUUCUGAAUUUCCUUUCCUUUGAGGACUUCGGCAGAUGAAAAUUCUCUGCCAUAAAGAAAUAAAACCUUCUCUGUGUUCUUAGGCUAAAUGUGAACAAUAAUGUCUUGGAAGAGAAAUUACUUUUCAGGGAGCCGUGGUAGUGUCCAAGGGAUGUUUGCACCUCGAAGCUCAACCUCCAUAGCCCCCAGCAAAGGCCUCAGCAAUGAGCCGGGGCAAAACAGCUGCUUCCUCAACAGUGCCCUGCAGGUUUUGUGGCACUUGGACAUCUUCCGACGUAGUUUUAGGCAGCUCACAACUCACAAGUGCAUGGGAGAUUCCUGUAUCUUUUGUGCUCUCAAGGGAAUCUUUAACCAGUUUCAAUGCAGUAAUGAAAAAGUGCUUCCAUCUGACACUCUGCGCAGUGCUCUGGCAAAGACUUUCCAGGAUGAACAGCGUUUCCAGCUGGGGAUUAUGGAUGAUGCUGCGGAGUGCUUUGAAAACCUCCUGAUGAGAAUUCACUUCCACAUUGCUGAUGAGACCAAAGAGGAUAUAUGUACUGCCCAACACUGCAUAUCUCACCAGAAAUUUGCAAUGACGUUGUUUGAGCAGUGUGUAUGUACCAGCUGCGGUGCCACUUCUGAUCCGCUGCCUUUCAUCCAGAUGGUGCAUUACAUCUCUACCACUUCACUUUGCAACCAGGCUAUUUGUAUGCUGGAAAGACGAGAAAAGCCUUCCCCAAGCAUGUUUGGUGAGCUACUGCAGAAUGCCAGCACUAUGGGAGAUCUGCGCAACUGUCCUAGCAACUGUGGAGAGAGGAUCCGGAUUCGCCGUGUACUGAUGAAUGCUCCGCAGAUUAUUACAAUUGGGCUGGUAUGGGACUCGGACCACUCAGACUUGGCAGAGGACGUCAUCCACAGCCUGGGCACCUGCCUUAAGCUGGGAGAUCUGUUUUUCAGAGUGACUGAUGACCGGGCCAAGCAGUCUGAACUGUACUUAGUAGGAAUGAUCUGUUACUAUGGCAAACAUUAUUCUACGUUCUUUUUUCAAACAAAGAUCCGCAAAUGGAUGUAUUUUGAUGAUGCUCAUGUCAAGGAGAUUGGGCCCAAAUGGAAAGAUGUGGUGACCAAAUGCAUCAAAGGUCAUUAUCAGCCUUUGCUGCUGCUUUAUGCAGAUCCCCAGGGAACCCCAGUAUCCACUCAGGACCUGCCUUCCCACGCUGAGUUCCAGUCGUACAGCAGGACAUGCUAUGAUAGUGAAGAUUCGGGGAGGGAGCCCUCCAUCUCAAGUGACACUCGAACAGAUUCCUCAACGGAGAGCUAUCCCUACAAACACUCCCACCAUGAGUCUGUGGUCAGUCACUUCUCUUCUGAUUCUCAGGGGACAGUCAUCUGUAAUGUGGAGAAUGACUCCAUGUCCCAGAGCAGUCGGGACACAGGACACCUGACUGAUAGUGAAUGUAAUCAGAAACACACAUCCAAGAAAGGCUCCCUGAUAGAGCGCAAGAGGAGCUCUGGCCGGGUGAGGAGGAAAGGCGAUGAGCCGCAGGCCUCCGGCUACCACAGUGAAGGAGAAACACUGAAAGAGAAGCAAGCGCCUAGGAAUGCCUCCAAACCAUCGAGCAGCACUAACAGGCUGAGAGAUUUUAAAGAGACAGUCAGCAACAUGAUUCAUAACAGACCUUCCCUGGCUUCUCAGACCAGCGUAGGCUCUGCCUGUGGGGGGAGAGCAGAGCAGCCAGACAAAAAAGCGCCUAGGAGCCUACCUUUACACUCUCGUGACUGGGAAAUAGAGAGCACCAGCAGUGAGUCAAAAUCCAGCUCUUCCAGCAAGUAUCGUCCCACAUGGAGACCCAAGCGAGAGUCUCUGAAUAUUGACAGUAUUUUUAAUAAGGACAAAAGGAAGCAUUGUGGCUACACCCAGCUUAGCCCCUUUUCUGAGGAUUCAGCUAAAGAAUUCACACCAGAGGAACUAAGCAAGCCACCUACUUAUGACAUUAAAGCUGAAGGACCAAGCCCCCAGUACAAGCCCUGGGGCCCAGUGCGACCAGGCUCUCACCUUUUAGAGCAGCACCCUCGCCUAAUUCAGCGAAUGGAAUCUGGCUAUGAGAGCAGUGAGAGAAACAGCAACAGCCCUGUCAGCUUGGAUGCAGCUCUGCCUGAGAGCUCGAAUGUCUACAGGGAUCCGAGUGCUAAGAGAUCAGUUGGCUUUGUCCCUUCUUGGCGUCAUAUCCCGAAGUCUCACAGCAGUAGCAUCCUAGAGGUGGAUUCCACAGCAUCUGUUAGUGGCUGGAAAAAGAGUCAGCCUUUCUCAGGUGGAGAGAUAUCUUCUAAAAGUGAACUGGAUGAAUUGCAGGAAGAGGUGGCCAGGAGGGCUCAGGAACAGGAACUUCGAAGGAAGCGAGAGAAGGAAUUAGAGGCAGCUAAAGGAUUCAACCCUCAUCCCAGCCGCUUCAUGGACUUGGAUGAACUGCAGAGUCAGGUGCUGGCCCUUUCAGGGAGGAGUGACGGCUUUGAGCGGUCCCUACAGGAGGCAGAUUCAGUGUUUGAAGAGUCGCUGCAUCUGGAACAAAAGGGAGACUGUGCCGCAGCUUUGGCUCUCUGUAACGAAGCUAUCUCUAAACUAAGACUUGCCCUGCAUGGUGCCAGCUCUAGCACACACAGCAGAGCCCUAGUCGAUAAGAAGUUGCAAAUCAGUAUUCGAAAAGCACGGAGCCUGCAGGAUCGCAUGCAUCAGCAGCAGUCAUCGCAGCAGCCGUCGCAGCCCUCAGCUUGCCUCCCCUCUCAGGGAGGGGCCUUCCCUCAGCUGACAAGUGAACAGCCUAUCCCGCUCCAAGUAUUGUUAAGCCCAGAGGCCCACUUGGAAUCCCACACGGAUACAGAGUUUGGGGCCAGUUCUUUCUUCCACUCAUCUGCUUCCUGCCAUGAGCCACGCUCAUCACUAUUCCCAGAAUCACUUGCGCCAUCUUCCCCACAGCACAAUUCUCCCAGUAGAUCUGCCUCAAAGAUUCUGACUUCAGUUGAGGUGGACAGUAUUGACCACUCUGCAUUCCAUAGGCAGGGUUUACCCAAACCAGCAGAGAGGACAGAGAAGAAUUCUCAUGGUUGGGUGCCGUUGGAUGCCUCAGAGGGUAAGCCGCAAGGCCACAGGGAUGAUGGCAACUGCAGCAAGUUCCCUCCACCAGAAGGAAGAGGCAUUGCUCAAGAACAGUUGCUCCAAGAAAAGAGAGAUUCUGCUGACCCAUCCCUGGUGAUGCCAGGGUCAUACCCAACUGGAAUAGCCACCUCUGAGAGAGAGGUACAUGCUCCAAACUGUAGCUCUUCAAGUUCAUCAGCUCAGCCCAGCCUUCCCCCAUAUAGGGCCUGCCAUCCCAUAAUGCCUGCUUCGUCUUCAUCUGUGCUUCAUUCUCCUGAUACUGUGCAGAAAACUAACCAAUGCCUCCAAACCCAAAGCCCCCAAACGUCACUGACUUCAAAAGUGGACAGAGGCAGCGAGGAGCCCUAUAGGCCAGACUUUCCCAGCAAAAAGGGACUUGUCCGUUCUCUGGCGGAGCAGUUCCAGAGGAUGCAAGGUACCUCUACGAGGGACAGUCCAGGUUCCCAGGACAGACAUUUGCCAAACAGUCUAAGGAAGAACUCUUCUCCCUCUAACUUUAAGCCUCCUGUCCUACAGGAUCAAGGGAAAGGUCAUUGUCUUUGGGCAAAACAGCAGCCCUCUGUGGAUGGAAGAGACAGGCUGCCUUCCUGGGAAGACCCUAAUGACCAUCCUCUUCUUGCCAUGAACUCUGGACUGUCUAAUGGUGAAACUUCUGGGAGAGGACAGCCCAGGUUGGUAGAGCCAUCUGUAUACCAAGGAAAGCUGUCCCAAGUAAGAGAAGCUAGGCCUAAGGAGGUGGGCAGCAGUAUCGACUUGGGGACUUCCUUGCCUCUGGAUUCCUGGGUGAACGUCACUAGACUCUGUGAUUCUCAGCUUGAACAUGGGGUUCCUGGGCCAGGAAUUAGGUCCUCCCCCCACAAUUCCCAUACCUGUGUAACCUAUUCAGAGAGAAAUCAUAUCCUUUUGCAUCCACAUUGGAACCAAGACACAGAGCAGGAGACCUCAGAAUUGGAGUCUCUCUACCAGGCCAGUCUGCGGGCUUCUCAAGCUGGAUGUUCUGGAUGGGGGCAGGAGGAUGUGCCCUGGCACCCCCUUAGCCAAAUAGGCUCUGCAGAUGGCAUGGGAAGGAGGUUGCACUCAGCCCCUGGUCCUGGUCUCUCAAAGACCCCAACAGCAGAAAUGGAGCACAGUCUUCAUGAAGCCAAUAUAGUGCCUGCAUCUCAGGCUGCAGCUUGCCGAGGCCACAGCAGGGAGUGUGGGGAGGAUGAACAGUACAGUGCGGAGAACUUUCGCCGCAUCUCACAUGGUCUCAGUGGCACCAUUGUCUCAGAGAGGGAGGAGGCUCCAGUCUCUAACCACAGUGUUGAUUCAUCAAACGUGAGGAAAAAGCCUUUGGAAACCGGGCACCGUUGUUCGAGCUCCUCUUCCCUCCCUGUCAUCCAUGACCCUCCUGUGUGUCUCCUUGGUCCCCAACUCUACCCUCCCCAGCCACAGUUCCUGUCCCCAGGUGUCCUGAUGCCCAGCAUGGCAGGGGAGCCCCAUAGAUCCCCAGGAACUUCAAGGAGUGUCCAGCAGUUUCUGGCUGUGUGUGACGGGGGUGAAACUUCCCAAGGGUUCAAGUACACAGGAAGGACUUUGAACUACCGGAGUCUCCCUCAUCGUUCCAGAACAGACGCCUCCUGGGGACCCUGGUUAGAGACCAACCAGCGUAUUGAGGCCAGAUUCAUGACUACUCCAGGGUGCAAGCCUCAGCUAACCCACACUGCCACAUUACCAGAAAGAAGCCAGGGCCUGCAGGUUCCUCAUGCUCAGUCCUGGGGAGAUCUGUCCCAUUCACCUUCCCUGCCUCCCGUUGUUCUCCCUGUGUCCCCACCAUCCAGCAGUCUUCAUGUACCCCUGAGGUCAGCUUGGAAUCCAGGUCCUGUUCCAGGGUCCCGAGCCCCUGGUCCUCGAAGAGUAGAUAUGCCCCCAGACGAUGACUGGAGGCAAAGCAGUUAUGUUUCCCAAUCUGGACACAGGAGGAGAGGGGGAGAGGGGUUUCUGUUUGCUCUAGCAGAUGCCCCUGGAAGAGAGCAGAACAGGGCUGGAGCCCUACAGCACAGCAGGUGGUAAGGGUCAUUGUCUUCCUUUGCUGGGACCACGCCUUUCUUCUAUGGCAGAGUUGGUACUUUGCAUCUCUGCCCAUGAUUGUGCUGUUCUCACCUCAACACAGAAUUGGCAGUUUCUCCUAGGGAUCCCAGGAACUUUGAAACUUGAGACCUGGCUCUUUUGGAGGGUAUAUUUGAAAUUCCACAUUCUAUUUCCCCUAGCAAAAGGAAGCAGCUGCUGUUUAAGGCUUUAUUUGAGCCACUUUAAAGAUUAAUCCAUAAUACUACUCUUGACACUAGCCAUUCCUUAGGAUCUUAAGGUCACCAUUUUAUUCCUGGAUAUUUUAUGCCCCCACCUCCAACUAAACCAUCAUCAUCUGUUCUCCACUGUGUUCCCAACUUGUAUGUUUUGUUUUUCCUAUCCAUCCUGCCUACCUGACCUGUCUUCUCAUCUAUCCUUAGAGGGAUAUGUAGCCCUGCGGUCCUGGUCCUGACCACAUCAUUCAGGACAGCACACCUGCCUGGAUGUUAUGGCCUCUCCACCUUCCCUGUGUUCCUAAACCUUAAACCUAGAAUGCAGAGCUGCCAAUAUAAUAUUUGCCCUUCUGAACAGAUGGAGUCAGACACACUAACACACCCUCCUGUCCUCAGCAGCAGAGCCAUUACUGCCACUGCUCAGUCACUGUUGUAAACCCUGAGUCAGCUGAACUAUUUUAGGCCAAGCAUACUGUUUUUGUAAAGUAUUUUUCAUUAAUAAAUCUAUAAGAUAGUUCUAUUUAA
This is a messenger RNA of Oryctolagus cuniculus (rabbit), 8119 nucleotides long. Lineage: Eukaryota; Metazoa; Chordata; Mammalia; Lagomorpha; Leporidae. The record is from RefSeq and is a predicted model, not a curated record.